UUGCUUAUAUAUAGACAACGCUGAGAGCGACCAAAAGCUCAACUAAAUAAAGCGCAGCUUUAAUCCAACAAUAGCAGCAGUUUAGAUCAGAGAUCGUCACAGCUUAUUCACAACUAGAAGCUCAACGGUUGCGGACGAUAACGACGAAUACACCGAAACAACGGUAAAAUGUUGAACUUAAAACAUUUGUUUUUAUUGAGUCUGGUUUAUAUGGCACACGGUACGGAUUCGGAUAUAACAAAAUUUAUGAAGCACCUGGAAGUAAUACCUGAUGUAAUCGCGGAAGGACCAAAAAACUUUUUAAAAGUGCGCUAUGACAGUGGUGUAGUCGCUGAUAAGGGCGUAGAGCUGACGCCGACACAAGUGAAGCACCAACCGAAAGUGGAAUGGAAUCCUGAAACGGCUGAUACUUACUAUACACUGAUCAUGACCGAUCCGGAUGCACCUAGCCGUGCUAAGCCUGAUAUGCGCGAAUGGCAUCAUUGGUUGGUGGUCAAUAUUCCCGGCAAUACUUUGGAGAAGGGUGAAGUUCUAUCGGCAUAUGUUGGUUCUGGCGCACCGAAGGAUACAGGACUGCAUCGUUACGUAUUCUUGCUCUACAAACAACCAAAGAAACUGGAAUUCAGUGAAACUCACCUCACGAAUACAAGUGCAAAGGGUCGUGAGAAAUUUUCAACAAAAAAUUUCGCAGAGAAAUAUGUACUUGGUGUACCAGUGGCUGGAAACUUCUUCCAAGCUCAAUAUGAUGACUAUGUACCAGAAUUGUAUAAGCAAUUAGGAUUUUAAAGUUGCAAUUCAAAUGGUCCAAGUCGAACGAUUAAAGAAGAAAACUUGAUUAGAAAUAGUUUUUUUUUUUGUUUCUUCUAUCGAUUCGAACCGUUAAGCAAGUAUCAAACACAAACAUGCAAAUCUUAUUUUAUGUACAUACUCGACAAUUAUACGUAUAAACAAAUAUACACGUAUGCGUGUAGGUUUAUAUUAUAUUUAGCUGCACAUUUACAUUGAUUAACAGUUUCCAAAGUAGUGCAUAAAUCAUAAUUUGAAUAUUUAUGAAAGUAAGUAAUGAUGAAAGUGAAAACAUAGAUUGGCUGGUUGGAUACAGAGUGCUGGCUUAUUAGACAAGGUCAGCAAGGCGGUAGAUGACUAUUAAUGAGCAAACCAAAGAGUUACUUAAGCGGCUAUUAUUUGCGAAACUGGUUCAUAACGUAAUAGAUCUUAUAAGCCCAUAUACAUAUAUAUGACAUAUGUACAUAUAUUUUUAGUGUAGACAUAUUAUACUAAUUCACUAUCUCCAGAAAAAUAAAAACAAUUUAAAAAACGCAAAA
Bactrocera oleae (olive fruit fly) is the source of this 1325-nucleotide messenger RNA. Its product is annotated as protein D3. Lineage: Eukaryota; Metazoa; Arthropoda; Insecta; Diptera; Tephritidae. The record is from RefSeq and is a predicted model, not a curated record.